GUUGUCAUGAGAGCGGCGGCUACGGCCGGGGCGAUGGGCAGAGGUUGCCGGGGCUGCUCGUUCCCUGUCACUGCCGCAGCAGCUUGGAGUGCAAGGCGGACUGGGGCGGCGGAGGGGGCGCCCCUUGAGUUGCGUCUGAGGAAGCUGCGGCUGCCGAGGAGGUCCACGAGGGCCGGGGCCGCGGCCGGGGCCGGGGCCGGGGCCCGCCCGCCCCCGGGGUCCGGGUGCUGAGGCGCCGCCUGGCCGCUUCCCCGGGCCGCGGCACCGCUGCGACCCAGCCGCCCUCUCCACCGGGGCUGCGGCAGCGCAAGUCGGGGCCGUUCCCUCUGAGCAGCCCAAACGCGCAGAAUGCCCCACAAGAUUGGAUUUGUUGUCGUCAGCUCAUCUGGACACGAAGACGGCUUCAGUGCCCGGGAGCUCAUGAUCCACGCACCGACCGUCAGUGGGUGGCGCUCACCUAGAUUUUGCCAAUUUCCACAAGAAAUUGUCCUUCAAAUGGUGGAGAGAUGUCGAAUAAGGAAACUACAGUUACUUGCUCACCAGUAUAUGAUUUCAAGUAAAAUUGAGUUCUACAUUAGUGAAAGCUUACCUGAAUAUUUUGCACCCUAUCAAGCAGAGCGAUUUCGAAGACUUGGCUACGUGUCUCUCUGUGAUAAUGAAAAGACAGGUUGCAAAGCCCGGGAACUAAAAUCAGUUUAUGUGGAUGCAGUAGGACAAUUUCUUAAACUGAUUUUUCACCAAAACCAUGCCAACAAAUACAACAUAUAUAAUCAGGUUGCUUUGGUUGCCAUAAAUAUCAUUGGAGACCCUGCAGAUUUCAGUGAUGAAAGCAAUACUGCCUCUCGAGAGAAGUUGAUUGACCACUACCUUGGGCACAACAGCGAGGACCCUGCUCUAGAAGGAACUUACACCAGGAGAUCUGACUAUAUUUCUCCGCUAGAUGACUUAGCUUUUGAUAUGUACCAAGAUCCAGAAGUUGCACAGAUUAUACGAAAAUUAGAUGAAAGAAAACGGGAAGCCGUCCAAAAGGAAUGCUAUGAUUAUGCCAAGAAACUAAAACAAGCUAUUGCUGAUUUGCAAAAGGUUGGUGAGCGCCUUGGGAGGUAUGAGGUGGAGAAACGCUGUGCCGUGGAGAAGGAAGACUAUGAUCUCGCCAAGGAGAAGAAGCAGCAGAUGGAGCAGUAUCGCGCUGAGGUGUACGAGCAGCUGGAGCUGCACAGCCUCCUGGAUGCCGAGCUGAUGCGAAGACCUCUUGAUUUGCCCCUCCGGCCCCUCGCUCGUUCUGGCAGUCCUCGCCACCAAAAGCCAAUGCCCUCACUACCACAACUGGAAGAAAGAGGAACAGAAAACCAGUUUGCAGAACCUUUCCUUCAGGAAAAGCCUUCAUCAUAUUCUCUAACUGUUUCUCCUCAGCAUUCUGCAGUAGACCAGUUACUCCCUGCCACAGAUCCUCAUCCAAAGAUCAAUGCAGAGUCCCUGCCCUAUGAUGAGCGGCCUCUUCCAGCUAUUCGUAAGCAUCAUGGGGAGGCAGUGGUGGAGCCGGAAAUGAGUGAUGCAGACAUCAGCGAUGCUCGGAGGGGAGGCUUGUCAGGGGAGCCAGAGCCCUUAACCGAGAAGGCCUUGAGAGAAGCCAGCUCUGCCAUCGAUGUGUUGGGAGAAACCUUGGUUGCUGGGGCCUAUUCUAAGACAUGGUCCUACCGAGAGGAUGCACUGCUUGCCUUGUAUAAGAAGUUGAUGGAAAUGCCUGUUGGAACCCCAAAAGAAGACUUAAAGAACACACUCAGAGCAUCCAUCUUUCUCAUUAGAAGAGCCAUAAAGGACAUUGUGACCUCCGUCUUUCAGGCUUCUUUGAAAUUGUUGAAAAUGAUCAUUACACAAUAUAUUCCUAAACAUAAACUGAGUAAACUUGAAACAGCUCACUGUGUGGAGAGGACCAUUCCCGUUUUGCUCACCAGAACUGGAGAUUCUUCUGCCCGCCUCCGUGUGACAGCUGCAAAUUUUAUUCAGGAAAUGGCCUUGUUUAAAGAAGUUAAGUCUCUCCAAAUUAUUCCAUCCUACCUGGUGCAGCCAUUGAAAACAAACUCUUCAGUUCACCUGGCAAUGAGUCAGAUGGGCCUCCUUGCCCGGCUGCUGAAAGACCUGGGCACUGGGAGCUCGGGCUUCACCAUUGACAACGUGAUGAAGUUUUCAGUGAGUUCCCUGGAGCAUAGAGUGUAUGAGGUCCGCGAGACGGCAGUUAGAAUUAUUCUGGACAUGUACAGACAGCACCAGGCUUCCAUUCUGGAGUACCUUCCUCCGGAUGACAGCAACACACGCAAGAACAUUCUCUACAAAACAAUUUUUGAGGGAUUUGCUAAAAUAGAUGGCAGACCUACAGAUGCUGAGAUGAGGGCACGGAGAAAAGCGGCUACAGAAGAAGCAGAAAAACAAAAGAAAGAAGAAAUUAAAGCUUUACAAGGGCAGCUGGCAGCACUGAAAGACAUUCAGGCUGAAGUUCAGGAAAAAGAAAGUGAUGCUGUGAAGCCAAAGAAUCAGGACAUUCAAGGAGGGAAAGCAGCCCCUGCCGAAGCUCUGGGAAUCCCGGAUGAGCACUAUCUAGAUAAUUUGUGUAUUUUUUGUGGGGAAAGGAGUGAAUCCUUCACAGAGGAAGGUCUCGAUCUCCACUACUGGAAGCACUGUCUCAUGCUGACAAGAUGUGACCACUGCAAACAGGUGGUGGAGAUAUCCAGCCUGACGGAGCACUUGCUGACGGAAUGUGACAAAAAAGACGGGUUUGGGAAGUGUUACCGUUGCAGCGAGGCUGUUUUCAAGGAAGAGCUGCCCAGACACAUAAAAAACAAGGAGUGCAACCCUGCCAAACCAGAGAAGCUGGCAAACCGGUGUCCUCUGUGCCAUGAGAACUUCAGCCCUGGAGAAGAGGCGUGGAAAGCUCACCUGAUGGGCCCCGCUGGCUGCACCAUGAACCUGCGCAAGACACACAUUCUGCAGAAGGCCCCGGCACUGCAGCCAGGGAAAAGCUCAGCUGUGGCUGCAUCAGGCCCCUCGGGGUCAAAGGCCGGAAGCAAGAUCCCCACCCCGAAGGGCGGGCUGAGCAAGAGCUCCAGCAGGACGCAUGCCAGGCGCUGACGCGGUGCCCGGGCUCCUUUGUCUCUGUAAGGGACGGAGCAGAUCUCCUGAUUCUACACCAUUUCUCCAGAACUCUCUGGCCUUGGUGACCCCAUGCUCUGGUUGCCGUCCCCGGCUCCCAGCCAUGCACGCCUCUUACAUGUCUGUGCCGUCAGCUCUCGUGCAAACGAUAUGUGUGGAACUAACCAAAGAUCCUGUGUGCAGCGCCGGGACCUGGCCGCACUGUACGUUAAGCCUUCGUAAGGGCUGUCUCAGGCCUUCCUUAGAAUCAGAAGAGGAGGCGUCCUGUUUGGAGAGAGCCAGAGAGCACCGCCCGGGGGGCGCUAGCGCAAGGCCCCGGUCAGCACAGGCACGGUCCCGCUUUCCUUAGUGCUUGGAGUGAUUUCCAUAAAACAUUCACCAGAAACCUUUUGCACAUCGGUCUCUGCCACACGCAGUAGAAUUUCCGCAGGGCUGUGGCUGGGCCAGCAGUGGUUCCAGGAGAGUGGCGGUGUGCACAGGCCUCCAGCCGUGCCUUCUCCCUGCAGGCCCCAUCCGCUAGGCCUGCUGCCCAGUGCCCUCAGCCCCAGGUAGCAGAACUCACGCUCCCACUACAGCAAGAAAUAAAGGCAAAAGAGAACAUCUUUUUU
Molecule: messenger RNA, 3755 nt
Organism: Macaca mulatta (Rhesus monkey)
Lineage: Eukaryota; Metazoa; Chordata; Mammalia; Primates; Cercopithecidae
Gene: CEP104
Product: centrosomal protein 104
Cellular component (GO): cilium
Source: RefSeq, a predicted model, not a curated record